Alligator sinensis (Chinese alligator) is the source of this 5990-nucleotide messenger RNA. It is a transcript of the gene LMBR1, whose product is annotated as limb development membrane protein 1. Gene Ontology annotation, biological process: signal transduction. The record is from RefSeq and is a predicted model, not a curated record. NCBI's taxonomy places the organism in Eukaryota, Metazoa, Chordata, Crocodylia, Alligatoridae. The transcript is spliced from 15 exons. Gene Ontology annotation, molecular function: transmembrane signaling receptor activity. Bases 446 to 1459 code for a protein of 337 amino acids.
AAAUGGCUCUCUAAUCCAUGGAUUGUGGAAUCUUGCUUCUCUUUUUUCCAAUCUUUGCUUGUUUGUGUUGAUGCCCUUUGCCUUCUUUUUUUUGGAAUCAGAGGGAUUUGCUGGCUUAAAAAAGGACAAACAACAGUCUGUGAGGUGCCACUCUGGCUCAUCUUCUCCUUGACGCUCAAAAUUAGAUGCAUUUCAUGAGUUCCAAGAAGAAUCCAUUCUCGAGACACUUGGUAGUUGAAGACCAUGCCUGCUUCUUCAGAGAAUCAAUAGUAGAGAGGAAAACUGUUGCCUCUGUCUUGUGAAGACAGAAAUCUUGGGUCUGUUCAUUCCUUCUAUCCGUGAGGUUUUAAGAGGGGCUCAGAAGGUCCUCUCUGUCUUCAAGAAACCCUGCUUUGCAUUCCUAGACUACUUGGGAAUCCAAGCACGCAUUUUGGAAACAGUUGUUAUGCUUAUUCUUCUUGCACUGCUUAUCCUUGGAAUAGUUUGGGUAGCUUCAGCUCUCAUUGACAAUGAUGCUGCCAGUAUGGAAUCUUUGUAUGAUCUUUGGGAAUUCUACCUCCCUUAUUUAUAUUCCUGUAUAUCACUGAUGGGCUGUUUAUUACUUCUCUUAUGCACACCAGUGGGGCUUUCACGGAUGUUUACAGUGAUGGGCCAGUUGCUGGUGAAGCCAACAAUCCUUGAAGACCUGGAUGAAGAGAUAUAUAUCAUCACCUUAGAGGAAGAAGCAAUUCAGAGGAGACUAAAUGGUUUAUCUUCUGCUGUGGAGUACAGUACAACAGAGCUGGAAUGGGAACUUGAAAAUGUGAAGAGCACAAAAACAAAGCUAGAGCGACGGAAAAAAGCUUCUGCAUGGGAGAGGAAUUUAGUGUAUCCAGCUGUUAUGAUACUGCUACUCUUUGUAACGUCCUUAUCAGUCCUCUUGGUUGCUUGCAACAUUCUUCGCCUGUUGGUCGAUGAGACUGCAAUGCCAAAGGGAUCAGGGGGGCCUGGGAUAGGAAAUGCUUCUUUAUCCACUUUUGGUUUUGUGGGAGCAGCACUUGAAAUCAUUUUGAUUUUCUAUCUUAUGGUGUCCUCUGUCGUCGGCUUCUACAGUCUUCGCUUUUUUGAAAAUUUCACUCCCAGGAAGGAUGACACGACUAUGACAAAGAUCAUUGGAAACUGUGUCUCAAUAUUAGUGCUCAGCUCUGCUUUGCCAGUGAUGUCAAGAACCCUGGGAAUUACCAGAUUUGAUCUGCUUGGAGAUUUUGGAAGAUUCAACUGGCUGGGAAAUUUCUACAUUGUGUUAUCUUAUAAUCUGCUCUUUGCUAUAAUGACGACCCUCUGUCUGGUCAGAAAGUUCACCUCUGCUGUGCGAGAAGAGCUUUUAAAGGCAUUAGGCUUAGAUAAACUUCACCUGUCAAACAAUGUAAGAGACUCAGAAACAAAGCCUGCUGCAAACGGGCAUCAGAAAACACUGUGAGGAACGAUCAUCUUCAAUCACUAGAGCUGAAAACUUCAACCUCAUGACAUUCCUGUCAUCUCAUCAACAUAUUUUUGUAUAGAUUUUACUUGUUGCUAAUUUGGAUCCAAGCUUGUCUCCCUCUGGACACUGCUUCUGAGAGAACCUCGCUACUGCUGGUUCUGCAUGGGAUUGUUUUUGGUUCAUUUUGUUUACACCCCAAGCAGUUUAUGCAGGAGGUGCCUUGAAGACUGAAAACUGAAGAGGAUGAAAAGUUCCUGUUUUUGGAUGUAGUUUCAUGUUUCUAGAUGUGAUGUUCCACUACCGUGUGAAAAGCACAGUUCCUUGUGUACGCUAUAAAUACAGUGAUAAAAAAUAACUUGAGUCUUCAUAAUAAGGGAUGCAUUUGAAACCCAGUAUAACCCUACCUGGAAUAUUAUUUACAGUAGAUAUGCUUUUCUGCUAAGAAUAUGGUAAGAGAAAGUGAAGUAAUUUCCAGAGAUGACUGUUGCUUUCAUAUGGGAUCACUAAGUUGUUUAUAGUCUGACAUUGCGAAGCAUUCUUCAGGGGCCAGCAAUUUUAAGCUUCCUGUUCUUAGCUAUAUGUGACCGAAGACUACUUUAUUUAGUGACCAUUCGACAAUAUCUCAUCAAAUUUAGCAAACCACAAGAUAAAUGUUCACUUCAGUGUUAAAUCUGAGCUAAGAGUGCUUUGUAGAAAGCUACACAGUUAUCUUACUGGUAUAGUUCUUAAUCCUACAAAUUAAGAAAAGUGUUGUGCCAUAGUGGUCAGUCGCCAUAUAGAACAACACAGAAUUUUACACGCACAGAAUUGCUUAUGUAUUCCUUUUAUUUGGAAUCUGCACAAGUAGCAGUUAGUGGUUGCUUAGUAGGCUACAAUUACACAUAGUUGUAGCCUAAAUGUUUUACUUGAAGUAAAUUUAUUUAUCUGAAUUGCAUCCUGAUAGCUGUACUGUUACGCAGAGGUACAAUCCAAUAUUUCUCAACAAUCUCUACGGUCUUUAGUUUCUCUUAGUAUAUGUGUGUGCAUAUAUGCACAUAUAUGUAUGUAUAGAAAAUUAAAUGCUUUAUCCUGCAGAAAAAACACAGGAAACUUGGUAAAUAAACCCUAUUUAUUCAGUCUUCUUAGUAUGAGAAUGCCAAAGGAAAUGAAUAUGAAGUCCUCCAAGCAGUGCGUGACAAACCAUAGGUUGCUAUUAUAUACUUUUGGCUAUAAACUAUACACUAUUUUUUGUUGGUGUAAAACUGAACUAUGUCCACUGAGGUCUCUGGCCUUGCACUUAAUUGAGCUGUGUCACCUAGUUUAUAUCCGGUCUGAUUCUGAAGCAAAGUAGUCUUUUCUUAGGUUGGGUGUUUCUUAUCUGCUGUCUUUGUGAGACGGUUCUGGGUUCUGGAUUUCUGCUUAAUGUAUUCCAGAAACCCCCUAUGACAUGCAUUACAUCAUAAGACAAACUCCAAAGAAUAUCACUUUCAUGAAUCUGCCUUUUCUGAAUUGAAAUGAGUCAUAAUGUAAAUACUACUCAAGUCGAGUCCUAGCUGUCAUAUCUCCUUUUCCUUUUUGUGAGUGUUAGUGUAAUCAAAACUAAAUUCCAGGCAUACCUAUUCCUAGGAUGGUUAUUGAUACAUUGUAUAAAAGUCUAAAGGACAGUAAAAUUGCUUGACUUUUUAAAGAUUUAGAGGUAUCUUACUAUUGCUCAGAAUUAACAGUGAGUUUUUUGGACUUCUUUCCCCACUAAGAGAAAAUCCUGGUCAUAAACGGGUAUCUACAGUUAAUUCCCUUAAAAAUGAAUAUAGGUUUACAAGAAGAUUUAUCAUUAAAGGCAUCAUUGAUUUCUGCUGCCUGUUCAGAGCAGGUGGACUUAGACGCUAGAACUGUAGUGAAGGAUAAUAGGUGCAUCUAGUUUUUUGCUUUUACAAGUUGAUAGUACUGCCAUGGUCUUACAAGUGUCUCCAGUGUCACUUGCAAACUGGUAGAUAAUGAAGUGUAGCUAGCUUUUUAUAAUGCGCAUUCCAGGUUCCUAUUAUAUUGUGAUUUAAGAUAGUUGCCAAAGCUUAAGUUAAAAUUUUUGAUUGAAUCCACUUCAUGAAAUUCUGUCUAAAGAUGAAGUAAAAAGUUCUGUCUAAAUUUUAGAGUGAUGUCCGCAUUCACAUAGAAACUAAUCAGACUUUUUUUGAGAAGUGUUUCCUUUAUCAUAAGCUAUCCAAGAACAUUAGAAAAGAUGGAUCACAAUCCAUGCACUGUGAUAAUUAAAUGCAUUGGGUAUAGGCACUUCCCAGGGAUAAGUACACAUGCAAGUGCCAGUUUUCUGGCAAGACUUUCUCCCUCAUCUUAGAUUUCCUCUGCCUUCCAAAACAGAAGCUGAAUUAUAUGUUGGUUGCACCUUUAAUGGGUUCUGCUAUGUGUGUUAAAGAAAUGUAUUGGAUCAGAUAGAUUACCAAAAUGUAGACAGUAUUGUAAAAGAUUUUUACAGAAGAUCAGUCUUCAAAGAAAAUUGACAUUGUCUUGUAUAGCUGCUGACAGUGUUGGCUCUAUCUAUAUUGUGACACUGUCUACAUUUAAAUGUCUGUUUAGCCCUGCAACUAGCAUUCUGUAUGCAAACCUUCUGACAUACAGUACUCCUUUCAACUGUAAAUGUGAAACCUAGGUCAUGUAUAUUUUAUGCACAUACAGUCACCUAAGUAGAAGCAGUUGGUAAUUCAUGAAUGGAUAUUGGCAAUGCAUUCCUAAUAUUUUUUGACUCGUGUAGAGUCUGAUAGUCUAUACCUUUAUAUAGCUAAUCUUGGUGACAUCAACAUCUGCCUCACUUAUGAGGUAAAAGCAAAGAGAUGCUUCCAUCUUAAACUAGAUAUCAGAAAUUUGACCAAAAAUGUACGUGAUGAUGUCUUAAAUGAGCCACCUCUUGGCUUUCUCCUGUGUUGGCAACACAGUAUUUAAUGCAAUGGCAGAAUUGUAAUAUGGUGGGAUUUUUCAGUGUAAGCACAUCUUUGGUACUUAACACUUUAAGCUAUACGUUAACUUGUUGUGAUAUGUUACUGUACAAGUAACAGUUUUUGGAUAUGUAGAAAACGUCAUUUACCAAUUUGUAAUGUGGUGUUUAUUUUUGGUCCUUUUUCCCCCAAAUCUUUUACACAGUUGGCUGUUUUACAGUGUCAUAAGAAUUAAAGAGUUUAACAAAGAAUUAUUUCAUGCUUUGGUCCAGAAGGUUGGUAUUAAGUUUUAAAUCAUUUAGCAACUGGGGUAUUAGUCAUUCAAGCAUAUUGAAGCAGCUGGUAGUCGAAGCUAUUUAGAGUGUCUAAAGUGUGCCCAGCACUGUACAAAACACUUGCAGUAGUCCUGAGAAACCUAGAGUCUAAAUCAAAUGGGGAAAUGACACUCUGAAUUUACUGAAAGUACAUCACAAUACACAUGGGAAAUGGCUAAAGGUCAAACCUUCAUGGUGAAUUUUAUAUUACAUUAGUGAUUGUCCAGAUGAGUCCCUGCCACUGGUCAUAUCAGUUAUCAAUUAUUAGGUUGAUGUCUUCCACAUGGCAUUUUGGAGAACCUAGAAUAUAUAAUGUUAGUCAGCUGCUUAAAAACCCCCCAACAAAACAACCCUUAUAGCCCCAGGAAUUUAAGGCCACUAGUUCUUCAUUUGUACUUGAGUUUUCUUGAAUGUUAUAAAUAUAAAUGGAUAUCUUCUAGCCCAAAUUGGCAAGAAGAUUUUUCUUUGCAGAAGAAUAGUGAGGGGGUGGAUCUCUUAUGGGCCAUAAGGUCUUACUGUUAGUGUUUUAUAAAUAGCUUAUCUUAUUACACUGUACCAAGUACAAGGUUAUCAGUGAAUCUUUUCUUGUAAUGUUUCCAUGCACAAUUGAAAAUAUCUGCUUUUAAAUAUACAGUAAUUUUAUCUGUAUCAUGUCCUAUCGUCCAAAGAUUUUGGAAAUGUAACAUAGUCAUUCCUGGAUUUUUUUUAAAAGAAAGAAUGAUGUCUUACAGCCAUCAGAGUUAAUGUUACAGAGGACUUUUUGGCAAGUAAGCCAGCAUUCACAGAGACACAAAUUAAUUCAUCCAUUUAAGAUUGCAGAUGCAUUGAUGACGUGCUACAGGAGGAAAUUCUGUUUUAGCAGUUGAUGUUAUGUGUGGCUCAUGAAUAUUGAAUUUACUAAAUUACUUUUGCAGUUACAUGAAUAGUAACUGAAUUCAUUUUUCAGGAAGUGUUUUCAAGUCCUGCUUUAAAGCACCACAUUUAAUAAGGAGGCUUGACUCAACAGCUGACAUCCCAUGGUGUCCUCAUGCUGGCUACACAGCAAGUCAAGGUAUCACCAGGUUAGGUCUGUCUUCAAGAAAUGUGAAUCCUUACUUUUUCCAUCCCUGCUUCCUCAGCUACCUUUUUAAGUAUGUUUCUAGCUACCAUAGGAAGCUGUGGAACUCUGUUUGUCCAUGUUGUGUCAGGGUUGCCAACUAUCCAUAAAUCUACAGACCAUCUGUUUUAAAAAUCAACACACACAACAAAACAAAACCAAAAAAACCCCCCACCAGUAAAAAAAAAAAAAAA